AUGGCUGCAAUAAAUAGACGCUUGCUUUUACUAAUUUUGCUGCGAAGAAGAUUAUCUAGAGCAAGGCAAAGCAAGCGAUGUUGGGUUCGUAAAAUAUUUUCCGAACGUACUUUCAAAGGUGAAUAUCAUGUGCUCAUUCAAGAAAUGAAAUUGUUUGACCAUGAGUACUUUUUUAAACAAUUUCGCAUGUCACCAACCCGGUUUGAGCAUUUGUUGUCACUGAUUGCUCCAAUUAUUACGAAAUGUUCAUUGCGCAGGGAGGCAAUUCCGUCAGAAAGACUUUGUUUAACAUUACGCUAUCUAGUGACUGGUGAUUCUCAAGUAUCCAUUGCAUGUAGUUAUCGCGUAAGUCCGACAUCAAUUACUCGCAUAGUUGCAGAAACGUACGAAGCUCUUUGGACGAUGUUAUUGAGAGAAGGCUACUUGAAAUGUCCUACAACGAGUGAAGAGUGGAAAAAAAUAUCCCAAAAGUUCGAAGAAUUAUGGAACUUUCCAAACUGCGUAGGUGCAAUUGAUGGUAAACACGUUAUGAUGCAAGCACCUGCAUCAUCUGGCUCUACUUUUUUUAAUUAUAAAAAGCAUCACAGCAUAGUUCUGUUAGCUGUAUGUAAUGCCACUUACGAAUUUACGCUAGUGGACGUAGGUCAGUCAGGACGGAAUAGCGAUGGAGGAGUGUUUUUAAAUAGUGACCUUGGCAAUAAACGAUUAAACGUUGGGCAUUUCUAA
Molecule: messenger RNA, 726 nt
Organism: Hydractinia symbiolongicarpus
Lineage: Eukaryota; Metazoa; Cnidaria; Hydrozoa; Anthoathecata; Hydractiniidae
Exons: 1
Coding region: 1-726 (241 amino acids)
Source: RefSeq, a predicted model, not a curated record